Falco peregrinus (peregrine falcon) is the source of this 2085-nucleotide messenger RNA. It is a transcript of the gene CRELD1, whose product is annotated as cysteine rich with EGF like domains 1. The coding region runs from base 16 to 1305 and encodes 429 amino acids. The transcript is spliced from 10 exons. Gene Ontology annotation, molecular function: calcium ion binding. NCBI's taxonomy places the organism in Eukaryota, Metazoa, Chordata, Aves, Falconiformes, Falconidae. The record is from RefSeq and is a predicted model, not a curated record.
GCGGGCGGAGGGAGGAUGGGGCCGCGGCGGCGCCCGGCGGCCGCGCUGCUGCCGGCCCGGCGGGGCUGGGCCCUGCUGGGGGCUGCCCUCCUCGGGGGGGCCCUGCUGGCGGUCGCCUGCGCCCACCCGGACCCCGACCCGGAGUGGGACGGGGCCGAGCCGUGCCGAGCCUGCCGCGGCCUCGCCGACAGCUUCAGCAGGGGCCUGGAGCGGACGGAGCACGAGGGUUUUGGUGGGGGCAACACCGCCUGGGAGGAGGAGAAGCUGGCCAAGUACCAGCACAGCGAGACCCGUCUGCUGGAGGUGCUGGAGGGCGUCUGCGCCCCCUCAGACUUCGCCUGCCACCAGCUGCUGGAGCGGAGCGAGGAGCACGUGGAGCGGUGGUGGUUCCAUGAGCGGCAGCAGCACCCCGACUUCUUCCAAUGGCUGUGCAUGGACCAGCUGGCACUCUGCUGCCCACCCGGCACCUACGGCCCUGACUGCAGGCCCUGUGCCGGUGGGCCCCGGCAGCCCUGCAGCGGCAAUGGACGAUGUGAUGGUGACGGCACACGCCGUGGCACUGGUCUUUGCGUCUGCAGCCCAGGCUAUGGUGGCCCCUUCUGUGCCGAGUGUGGUGAUGGCUACUACGAGGCCUCACGGAACAAGAGCCACCUCAUAUGUGCCGAGUGCUACCGGGCCUGUGGGCGCUGCACGGGGCCGGAGGACUCCAGCUGCCUUCGCUGCAAGAGGGGCUGGGUGCUGCACGAGCACCACUGCAUCGACAUCGACGAGUGUGGCACAGAGAUGGCGCACUGCCGAGCUAACCAGUUCUGCGUCAACACGGAGGGCUCCUACGAGUGCCGAGACUGCUCCACGGCUUGCAUUGGCUGCAUGGGCGCUGGGCCGGCUCGCUGCAAGAAAUGCAAUAAGGGCUAUUGGCGAGAUGGAGCCAAGUGCCUGGAUGUGGAUGAGUGUGCCAGCGCCGAGGAGCCGGUGUGUACAGGAGUGCAGGAGGUGUGCGAGAACACAGAGGGCAGCUACCGCUGCGUCUGUGCCCGUGGCCAUGUCCGCCGGGAUGGGCAGUGCGUGGAGGACAAGCCCCCCGAUGCCCCAGAGAAGGGCUUCUUUGAUGACGUGACAGAGGAUGAGGUGGUGGUGCUGCAGCAGAUGUUCUUUGGCGUGAUGAUCUGCGCCCUCGCCACACUGGCUGCCAAGGGUGACAUGGUCUUCACCGCCAUCUUCAUUGGCGCUGUGGCUGCCAUGGCCGGCUACUGGCUCUCUGACCGCAGCGACCGUGUCCUCGAUGGCUUCAUGAAGGGCAGAUAGCUCUGGGGCUGCCGGCUGCGGGCUGGGGGGGCAGGUUCAGCCUGUGGUGCGGGGGGCCCCCCCAGCAGGUGCUGGCUGCCAAGACCAGUUCCUGCACGCAGUGCUGUGCCCUGCAUGUGUCCCCCAGCCCCUCAUUAGCGUAGGGUUCCACCCCCCGCUGCAGAAUGAGCUGGGGCUCCCUGAUCCCCGGGGGCUCCCACACAGCCACCUCCAGCCUGAGCGGUGGUGCCAGGCAGUGUGGCACUGGGGGGGAGGGGCACAGCAUGCUGCCCCCAGCCCCUCGUGCUCUGGAGGAGAGGCCUGGCACUAUGGCAGGUGGGAGGGCACGGGGGCAGGUUGGGGUGCUCUGGCACCACCAGGUGCUGGGGCGGGGAUGCUGGCAGAGCUUGGCCGUGCUGCCUGUCAGGUGAGUGUCCCCAGGCUGCUGGUCCUGUGGGACCUUGUGUCUCCCCCCCAUGAGACUGUUCCCAAUGGGGCAGCGGGGGACAGGUCUCCCCCCACCCGAAGCCGAGAGGCUGGGAGAGCUGCCCCUGUCCCCCCGACCUCUCCUCCCCAUGUUCCCUGGGCAGAGCCCAUCUCUCCCCUCCCAGGCUGGCGGGGCCAGGGCUCCCACAGGGCAGGGGGUCAGGGCCCCCCCACUGCUCGUGGGGUGCCAUGCCGGCGGGGGGGCCCUGCCGGAUGCAUGAGCGUGGCCGUUUCAUUUGUUCCGUGGUUUGUCCGUCGGGGUGUGCUCAUCUGUACGUGUGUCCAUAUCUCAGGAAAUAAAGCUCUGCACACCCA